Messenger RNA from Acanthaster planci (crown-of-thorns starfish), 2432 nucleotides. Its product is annotated as gamma-aminobutyric acid type B receptor subunit 2-like. NCBI's taxonomy places the organism in Eukaryota, Metazoa, Echinodermata, Asteroidea, Valvatida, Acanthasteridae. The record is from RefSeq and is a predicted model, not a curated record.
UGGCGAAAUGACGGGAGAAAACGGCCAGUGACAAGCGAAUCAAGUGCGAUCUGCCGGCAAACGCUUUCACAACACAUUCAAAUAAUCGAACACGAGUCGCCUUUGACCAGUACUGGGAUGGCAGCGUGACAAAGAGGGACUGCCGAAAAAAAUUCUAUUCUUCACGCAACCUUGUUAUUAAAUUGACUGAAUUUUAUGGCUAGAUAAUCGCCAUGGAUACUGGCGUAUGCCUACACGGGGUGUCAUGAUUUUCUCCGUACAGUCUUUCUCAAGCAUACAGGCGAGUUGACGGACUGGGCUCGGUCGCUGUUCACUGAGUUUUUCUCUCACUUGGGGACGUGAACAAGAUUUCGCCCUUAAGCUGAUAAUCGGAGCAUUUUUCAAAGCACGCACAGAGGUGAAAAACUUUUGCCAUGAUCACCAAGGGGUUGCUCGUCCUCAUGUUCAGCCUGGCAAACGGCCUGGCACUUUUCGCCGUCCAUGUAAAGGGAGCGACGCCUAAUUCGGACACCGAGGCCACUGGGGACAACGUGAAAUCGCUUUCGGGGGAGUUUCAGCAGCGGAUCCCCAUCUACAUAGGGGGUUUUUUCGCUUUACCAAACAACUCGAUCUUUGGUGCUCUCCCCUCCACGGUGCAAACAGCCAUCGAUCAUAUCAACAAUCUGACGGGAAUACUGGACGGAUACAAGCUGAAAAUGCGCUACAGACUGACCAAUGGUCUGCCAAAUGAAGCCUUGGGGUUUCUCAACGAUCUCUUGUAUGAAGGUCCAACCAUACUAAUGGCAGCCGGACCGAUAUUCUCCCGUCAGGCCUUGGUCGUUAACGAGGUAGCUCCUCGGUUUAACGUAGUCCAGGUUUGUCUAGCCAACUCGCAAGCACUCCGUGACCGUGAGAGGUACCCGCUCACCGUGCAGAUGUACUGGAGCGAAGACAGCGUCAACCCAGCGAGGGUGGCAUUCGUGCGAUACAUGAGUUGGAGAAGGGUCGCCAUCAUAUUCGAGGACAAUGAGUAUUUCCGCACGAACGCAGAAGAUCUCCGGGCCAAACUAGAAGCAGCAGGCAUCACCGUGAGGGCGACUGAAGCCAUAAGUGACUCCAGUAAACCCGACCAACAGUUACGAAGCCUUAAGAGGCACGACGCAAGAAUCAUUUUCGCUUUGUCGUACUUUGACACUGCGAUAAAGCUCUUCUGCACGGUUUUCCACAUGCAGAUGUUCGGUGGCAAAUACGUCUGGACCCUUGUUGGUUGGUAUCCAGAGCAGUGGUGGACGGCGGUGGAUAACGUCGAUUGUACUGCCGAGCAGCUGCAGAUGGCACUGGAGUAUCACUUCUCUGUGUCUGCCUGGAGAUCCGUAGAUGAUCUGGGAGAAAUCCACUAUGGUGAAAUACAACCACCAGAGUACCAGCUCGACUUUCUGCGUGGUCUCCUAGCAAAAGAGGGUGUAGACAGACUGGAACAUAUAGAAUCUUACGACGUUCUCGUCCACAUAGCAAUGUCGUUGAAUCGCUCCAUUGAAAGGCUGGCGAAUUUGAACCCUCCGAAGGCGCUGCACGAGUUUUCGUACACCGACAGCGAAAUGUCACAAGUCCUCCUGGAGAGUGUCUACCUGACUAGCUUCGUUGGGCCAACAGGUUCUGUUUUGAUCGAAGAUGGUGGAUUCAGAUCCAAGAAAAACGUUCGUUUUUUCAUAUUGCAGUUCCGAGACGGAAGGUCAACGGAAAUAAUCGAAUAUGACGACGGCUCUUCGAGUUUCCGUGCAGUGGAAAACAGGAAACUUCACUGGCCAGACGGAUCACCCCCAGUAGAUGGAAAAACAAUUAUAAUCAAAAAUGGUGAAGUCAGUCAACCCGUCCAACUCACACUCUUUGUUUUUGCCUCGGUGGGAAUAGCUUUGGAUACAGUAUUUCUUUUCAUAAACAUCAAAUUCAAAAGACAAAGGGCAAUAAAGAUCUCUACGCCACCCCUGAACAACCUGAUCGUCCUUGGCAGCCUCCUGCUCUACACGUCCGUCUUCUUGUUUGGAUUGGACCAGUCCAUCUUCACAGAUAAAGAAAUAAUACGAAUCUGCCUCAUAAAGUACAGCCUAAUGUGCAUCGGCAUCUCUUUGGCGUUUGGAGCACUUUUCAUGAAAACCUACCGAAUCCAUGCAAUAUUCAGCAGAGCUGUCGCCAAAUUGAAACGUGUGGUAAUUACAUGUAGUAAAUUGACAGGGUUCCUAACUUUAUUUUGCUAUAGGAUGGAAGCCAGUCUGUGGCCAGGCAGUGGUUUCUUAUCGCUUUGUCCUACUGCGAAUUUGAGGCAAGAAAGCCAAUUGUCUCGUGGCCAAGUGAAACGGGUUAUUGAGCAGGAAGCAAGUUCGACUGAGAACGUUACAGUCAAAUCGUAUGGUUCAACUAACACCCGAUCGGUUCCAUGCUCAUGGCUGGUAUAG